GCUCACAAACCGCUCACAGGUUGAAACGUUCCAAAGAGGGACAGAGAGUCAAUCUGCUUUCGCUUCGUCGAGAGACUCCCUGCUGCCGAGUCUCGGACCAAAGUGGGAAGCGGCUUGUCCCAAACCUCAUAGGCGAACCUUAGGCCCACUUUCCCGUCAAAGCCUCUCUCCCUUUCUCUCUAUCUGGAACUCCCUGCAGUACCAGCGGGGAGGCAAUGGCUUUACCGGUUGCAGGGGUCAUUUUGCCGAUUGGGCUCAUUUUCUUGUUCUCCGGCCUCAUAGUGAACGUCAUUCAGGCUCUUAUCUUCGUGUUGGUUCGGCCGAUUUCAAAGAGCUUCUUCAGGAGGAUGAACCGGUUCGUCGCGGAGUUGCUGUGGUUAGAGUUCAUUUGGCUUGUCGAUUGGUGGGCUAAUCUUAAGGUUCAUGUAUAUGCAGAUUCUAAAACAUUCAAGUCCUUAGGUCAAGAACAUGCACUUGUCAUAUGCAACCACAGAAGCGACAUUGAUUGGCUUGUUGGAUGGGUUUUGGCUCAGCGCGCUGGCUGUCUUGGUAGCACACUCGCCGUCAUGAAGAAGUCAUCAAAAUUCCUUCCGGUUCUUGGCUGGUCCAUGUGGUUUUCUGAAUAUUUGUUCCUUGAGAGAAGCUGGGCAAAGGAUGAGAACACAUUGAAGUUCGGCCUACAGCGAUUGAAGGACUUUCCUCGCCCUUUUUGGUUGGCACUUUUUGUUGAGGGAACACGAUUCACUCAGGCAAAGCUUGUAGCAGCUCAGGAGUAUGCUGAAGCAAGCGGAUUGCCUGUUCCUAGAAAUGUUUUGAUUCCUCGCACAAAAGGAUUUGUUUCAGCUGUAGCCACCAUGCGCUCAUUUGUUUCAGCCAUCUAUGAUGUAACUAUUACUAUUCCAAAAGAUCAGCCAUCCCCUACUAUGCUGAGCAUUCUGAAGGGCAAAUCUUCUGUUGUACAUGUCCAUAUAAAGCGGCAUGAAAUGCAAGAGUUGCCACAGACAGAUGAUGAAGUUGCCCAAUGGUGCAGAGAUAGAUUUGUUGCCAAGGAUGCCUUAUUGGACAAGCAUGUAAUUAAUGGUACUUUUGUUGAUGAGCAACUCCAAGAUAUUGGCCGACCCCUAAAAUCUAUGAUGGUUAUUCUCUUUUGGGUGUCCCUUCUGUCAUUUGCUUCUUCCAAACUUUUCAAAUGGUCGUUGAUCUUCUCUAGCUGGACCGGCAUCAUAUUCACCACUGCUGUUGUGCUUCUAGUCGCACUUUUGAUGCAUAUCUUCAUUCUGUUCUCUCAAGCGGAGCGGUCCACACCUGCAAAGAUAUCACCUUCAAGGGUAACCAAUGGGGGUGUGCCUGGGAAGCAAUCUAAGGAGAAGUAGCUUAAUUUAUCCACAGGAAGAACCUCUAUUUUCUAUAAUUUUAUUCAAAAACUGCAAUUAGGUCGUAUUUUUAUGCUUAGUUUCUAGUUUUUUUUUCCCCCCCUUCUUAGUGGGGAAGGGGUUUCCUUGUAAGUGUCAUAUAUAUUCUCUGGGGUUUGGUGAAGGGGUUUACUUAAUUGAAAAUGUCUAUUCUCUUUGGUUCAGUA
Molecule: messenger RNA, 1579 nt
Organism: Nymphaea colorata (pocket water lily)
Lineage: Eukaryota; Viridiplantae; Streptophyta; Magnoliopsida; Nymphaeales; Nymphaeaceae
Product: 1-acyl-sn-glycerol-3-phosphate acyltransferase PLS1-like
Exons: 11
Coding region: 216-1373 (385 amino acids)
Cellular component (GO): endomembrane system
Molecular function (GO): 1-acylglycerol-3-phosphate O-acyltransferase activity
Source: RefSeq, a predicted model, not a curated record